UGUAGGCCUGUGUGCCUGUAGGUAAAGUGGUUUGCGAUUUGGCGAAUAUAUAGUGCGAUGAGUUGAGCGCGCGUAGUUGUUUGUAGGGCGAGUUCAGUUCUGAGUCGCGCUUGGCGCUGACGUCGCUCUUACGUCCUUUGCAGUCGCGAGCGAGCCGAAUCCAGUGCCUACUACCUGAAUUUUUCCGUGCGCUAGAAACGUACGUCCGCCAUAAUCAAAUAAAUAAGCUGUUCGCGAUGAGACGUUCGUCGUUUUGACGUCUCCGCGCCGAGUUACGUCUUUUACAUCUGCAAAACUGUCGCAAUAAAAGCGAAGUAACGCGCCCGCCCAGCCGCACAGGCCGUUCGCACCAAUGAGCUCCAAAUCGGACGUGAACCGUCGAGUGCUGGCGAUACAGGCGAAGAAGAAGCGCCACAAGCCGGGUAAGAAGAAGGCAAAGGGCGAUGUCGAACCGCAGGUGAAUGGCCAAGGGGGCGGUGGCGGCGGCGGCGGCGGUAACCGCGACGCGUCUCGUCUCGAGCCGUCGCACAGCUCGAGUAACGAGACAAUCGAGGACGCGCGUCUCGAUUACUAUAGUGAGGAGGAAGAGGAGCAGGAAGACACCACCGACUAUCGCAAGGGAGGUUAUCACCCGGUUAAGAUCGGCGACACUUUCCUCAAUCGCUACCAUGUGUUCCGCAAGCUAGGCUGGGGCCACUUCUCAACGGUUUGGCUGUGCUGGGACAUCGACGACAAACGUUUCGUCGCGCUGAAGAUCGUCAAGUCGGCGCAGCACUUCACCGAGACGGCGUUGGACGAGAUCAAAAUCCUCAAAUCAGUGCGCGAGUCGGACCCGGAAGAUCCGAAGCGCAAUAAGACAGUGCAGCUGUUAAAUGACUUUAAAAUUAGUGGCGUCAAUGGAGUGCACGUGUGCAUGGUGUUUGAGGUGCUCGGCCAUCAUCUUCUCAAGUUGAUCAUCAAGUCCAAUUAUCGAGGCAUACCAAGAGUGAACGUCAAAGUGAUCAUGCGGCAGGUGCUCGAAGGGCUCGACUAUCUGCACACAAAGUGCAAAAUCAUUCAUACCGAUAUCAAACCAGAAAAUGUCUUAAUUUGUGUAAGUGAGGAUAACAUUAGGAAAUUGGCUUGCGAGGCGGCUGAGAUGCGGCAGCUCGGACUGAAACUACCCACGUCGUUAAUCAGUACAGCGCCGCCGCAAGAGUCGCAGACGAACGCGAAGAUGAGCAAGAACAAGAAGAAGAAACUGAAGAAGAAGGCGAAGCGACAGAACGAGCUGCUCAAGCGCCAAAUGGAGCAGAUCAACGAGCUCGAGGAGCAGAAGAAGGGUAACAAAGAUCUAAUAAAUGGAGAGAAUGAAUCGACAACAACUGAAGCAGAGCCAAUCGAAUGCAAUGGCGGGACGAGUCCUGCUAGUCCCAGCCCCGAAACUACGCCCGAGGUGGAAGACAAGGUUCAAAAUGGUAAGUGCGUCGAGGAACUUGGGGGCGGCGAUGAGCAGACUGAACUGAAGUCGCCGCAAUCGCCGUUGCCCACCGAGACAUCGGUUGAAAUUGUCACGCAGAUGUCUGAGGACGAUUCUCCCUCAGUGACGUCGAAAAGCGAGACGAAACCGGAGGCGGAUCCGGCGUUUACCGAAUGUGAGUUUGACGUGAAGAUCGCUGAUCUCGGCAAUGCUUGCUGGGUGGACAAGCAUUUCACCGAAGACAUCCAAACGCGCCAGUACCGAUCGCUGGAGGUGUUGCUUGGUGCCGGGUAUGGCACCUCGGCAGACAUCUGGAGCACAGCAUGCAUGGCGUUUGAACUCGCUACAGGCGACUACCUCUUCGAGCCGCACUCCGGAGAUGAUUACAGCCGCGACGAGGAUCAUCUCGCGCAUAUAAUCGAGCUGCUCGGUGAGAUCCCCAAGCGCAUCACGGGUUUGGGUAAGAACUCCAAGUUAUUCUUUAAUAAGAAGGGUGAUCUGCGUCACAUCACCGGCUUGAAGCCGUGGUGUCUGGAGGAUGUGCUCACUGAGAAGUACGAGUGGAAUCGCAAGGACGCCGAGGAAUUCGCCGCCUUCCUCAAGCCGAUGCUCGACUUUGAUCCGGAUCGGCGAGCCACAGCUGCCGACUGCUUGAAACAUCCCUGGCUCAUCGUCAACACCACCAACACAACCUCAGCGACCACCGUCGUCAGCGAGUAAUCAUCGUCAGCCACCACCACCACCACCACGACUCUCUGUAACAUUAAAAUAAAACUUUUUAAAUUUGCAAGCGAUUGUCGAAAGUUUUAGUUUUUUUCGACAAAGUUAGUUAGGAGCGCUUUUAUCGGGAUGCUUUCGAUAUGUCGCAUACAGAAUAUCGCAAACCAAAACAAUGGCACGCACGCUGCCACUGCGUCCAAUUUAUAAACAACAUGAAGCAUACACAAAGAGCAGAAUGACAGAGCGAACAAUCGAAAACGAGAACGGAUGAAGCGAGAGAGGCAGAGGCGACGCGUUUAUGCAUUAUUUGUAAACGAUUGGUUACGACCAUUGUGAAUGAAGCCCAAUAUCGAUUUAAUUUACAAUGUUUUUAGCUCGGACUGCUGCUGCUGGUGGAGACGACGUGUGCGUGAGUUCGAUGAAUGUGUGGACGCGCCGCGACGUCCACAGGGAAUAUAAACGUGAUUCGAGGCGAAUUUCUUUCUUUGUUAUUGAACGCCACUUGUACAUAAAAAUUUAUAUAUCAUUAUAGAUGAGAAACUUUGUGAUGUAUGUGUUAAAUUAGACAAUAUCUACGUGCGCUCCUUGGCAUUCCGCGUCGCUCUGAGUUCGAGUGUUUCGUUGUCGCAAAACAUACCACCGCCACCAUCCAGCCACCACGUUGCAUUGUAGCACUUCAACAUCCUCGACGACCGAUCGAAUUCUUUUUUAUUAAUUUUACGCUCAUUUUUAUUUUUAUAUAUGAUUUACGUUACACUAUCGCCAAGGAGAAAUCUAGAUGACAAUUGUAUGUCUAUCAACAAAAAAAAAAUACACAAAUAGAUAAUUGUAUGUAGAGGACUGUGUUAGCAACUUAAUCAAGCUCAACAGAGUUCCGAAAUGAAAACAUAAAAAUACAUAAAACAAGCAAAAAUGAAACAAAAAGCAGUACUAGAGGAAAGCACCAAUAUUUGUAUAACAUAUAAAACUACUUAAUAAGUACUUGUAAACAAACGACAACCGAAACAAAAGGAACAACAGCUGAAGUACGUUUUGUUACCGAUAUAGAAGUUUGGUCUCAGGAAUUUCUGUUCCCAUUCAAACGCUGCUACUCGAAUGUCUUGAAAACAUGACUAAUUUUAAGUUACAUCUUCGCCCAUAUGUUGGAAUUAAUAAACCGAUCGAAAAUUGAAUUCAUUCACUCUUAUAUUAGCUAGACAUCUAAGUUGAUGGGCGGAUUAAAGGUGCGAGAAAUUGUGAACAGCAUCUUUCAUUCGCUCUGCAUUUCGAAUACAUCUAAAGACACAUUGCAUCGUAAUUUGAUAGAAAUUUGCUUUGUAUACUUGUACUGUAUUGUCACAUUCUCCAUUUGGAAUCGCUAUUUGAGAGGAACAUUAUCUGUUGGUACGUCACUCAUGCACAAACUUGUAUCAUACGUUCUGAGGAAGUAAUAACAUCAAUAAAAUGCAUUAUUUAUUAUUGAA
This is a messenger RNA of Dalotia coriaria, 3642 nucleotides long. Its product is annotated as SRSF protein kinase 3-like. Gene Ontology annotation, cellular component: cytoplasm; nucleus. The record is from RefSeq and is a predicted model, not a curated record. The transcript has a single exon. NCBI's taxonomy places the organism in Eukaryota, Metazoa, Arthropoda, Insecta, Coleoptera, Staphylinidae. Gene Ontology annotation, molecular function: protein serine/threonine kinase activity; ATP binding. Bases 353 to 2179 code for a protein of 608 amino acids. Gene Ontology annotation, biological process: regulation of mRNA processing; peptidyl-serine phosphorylation; spliceosomal complex assembly.